AUGAAGCUCACCACCAUCGCUAUUGCCGUUCUUGGCGCCACCGUCGUGCAGGCCGAGCCUGUGAACAGGCAGACCACUCCCCGCCCCUACGGCAGCAUUCCCAAGUGGUGUGCCCACCCCGGUCAGGGCUGCUACAUGAUGAAGCGCUCUGCCGAUUCCUCCUGGGAGGUCAAGCGUUCCGCCGAGGCUCUCGCCGAGGCCAUGGCCAAGGACUUCCCCACCGAAAUCCCCAAGUGGUGUGCCCACCCCGGUCAGGGCUGCGCCAAGGCCAAGCGUGCCGCUCUCGCUGCCGAGGAAGUUCAGCGCACUGCCGAUGAAUUGGCUGAGGCCAUGGAUGCUCUCGACUCUCACGUCGAUGAGUAA
This is a messenger RNA of Penicillium salamii, 363 nucleotides long. NCBI's taxonomy places the organism in Eukaryota, Fungi, Ascomycota, Eurotiomycetes, Eurotiales, Aspergillaceae. The record is from the annotation of a GenBank genome assembly.